GCCGCAUUUCUCCGAGACACGGGUGCGAACGCGCCCAGCCAGCAGGCGACCGCCUGCGGGUCCACGCGGGGCGAGAAGCACAAGUGCAGCGCACGCGGGUCGGCGCACCACCGCGUCGAGACAUGCCAGACGCCGGCGGCGGUCAAGAUCAGGGAUCUCGCGCGGCAGCUGAAGGAGGCCCGUCGGGGAAAGAAGGCCGCGAAGCCAGUGCGGCGCAAGCCCAUGCGUUCCGCCCCCGCCAAGACCGGCUCGCAUGAGAUUAAGGCGACGAAGAUGUACACCAAGAACGCAAUGAAGGCCCGUAGGAAGACCGCCCGUGAGAAGAGCGCCUGGGGCGAGGGCGGCAGGCGCGAGGAGGUGGCGCCGCUGUUCGACGACAGGGCGUGCCUGUUGCGGCUGCAAGCGGCGGGCUGGGUGCAUUCAGUGCCUACCGCGUGUCCUGCGUGCGGCAGGAAGGGUUCGAUGGUGGGCCCCGCGCCCCGCCCCGGCAGGAACUCUGGCAUGCUCUACUACAGGUGCCACGGUGCAUGCGAGAGGUGCGGCGCGUGGCACAACGUGCUGAAGUUCUCCAAGCUGCCCCUGACGAAGAUGACCGUGGGCCAGACGCAUUCCGUCCUCCACGGCUUCUGCGACCUGACUAAGUCGCCUGCGCCAGCCGCCGACGACCUCGCGGCCGACGCUGGCGCUGGGCACAGGCAGACGGGCAAGCUCGUCGCGGCGGUCCGCGCUGCCAUAGCGGCUGCGUCGGUGAAGGAGUCUUCGCGCAUCCGCCUCGGCGGCGAUCUCGAGGCCGACGAGCACGGUUUGCGACUCGCGCACAUCAGCCCGAACAAUAGGAACUUCGCCCAGCCGGUCGUCAAGAAGAAGCCGCCAUAUUGGCUGCUAUACCUCCGCGUGAUCGGCAUGAGGCGCCGCGCUGGCGGGAAGAUGAUCGCGAAGUUUCUGGGGGACAAGCUGGUGCGCCCGAAGGGGGGGCCGCCGCCGCUCUCGGAGAAGGAGCUCAUCGACUGCAAGAUCCUCGAGCGCGCUGCGAAGGGCAGCGUCAUCUUCACAGACGGCGCGAAGGCGCACGGAACGAUCAUCAAGAAACACUUCAAGGGGAAGCUCUACAGCCGCCAGGUCGCUCACAACAGGAUGCAGUUCGUGAGGCGGGUCACGGCGCCGUCUGGGCACUCGAAGAUGGCGGGCGCCCAGUCGAUCGACGGCACGUGGAAGCAUCUGCAGACGCACAUCCCGCAGAGCCUCCACACGAAGAAGGGCCGCAAGAAGAAUCCGAUGAUUGAGACCUACGUCAACGAGUGGGUGUGGCGACACAACCACCGCGAGGGCAACGGCUUCAAGAUGGUGGGGGCUCUCUUCAAG
Prorocentrum cordatum is the source of this 1362-nucleotide messenger RNA. The record is from the annotation of a GenBank genome assembly. Lineage: Eukaryota; Dinophyceae; Prorocentrales; Prorocentraceae.